Molecule: messenger RNA, 3110 nt
Organism: Neogale vison (American mink)
Lineage: Eukaryota; Metazoa; Chordata; Mammalia; Carnivora; Mustelidae
Gene: MAN2B1
Product: mannosidase alpha class 2B member 1
Exons: 24
Coding region: 2-3025 (1007 amino acids)
Biological process (GO): mannose metabolic process
Cellular component (GO): lysosome
Molecular function (GO): carbohydrate binding; alpha-mannosidase activity
Source: RefSeq, a predicted model, not a curated record
CAUGGGCGCCGACGCGCGGCCUUCGGGGGUCCGCGCCGGCGGUGGCGGCCGGGGCGCGGCAGGGCCCAAGACGAGCUCCCGCGCUCUGCAGCCACCGCUCCCGCCUCUCUCCUUCCUCUUUUUGUUGUUGGUGGCGGCGCCCAGCGCUCGGGCCGCGGGAUACGAGACAUGCCCCGUGGUGCAUCCGGACAUGCUCAACGUGCACCUGGUGGCCCACACGCAUGACGAUGUGGGCUGGCUCAAGACUGUGGACCAGUACUUUUAUGGCAUCCAGAACGACGUCCAGCACGCGGGGGUCCAGUACAUUCUAGACUCAGUCAUCUCUUCCCUGCUGGUGGAGCCCACCCGCCGAUUCAUCUAUGUGGAGAUUGCCUUCUUCUCCCGUUGGUGGCACCAGCAGACAAAUGCAACACAGGAAGUUGUGCGGGAGCUGGUACGCCAGGGACGCCUGGAGUUUGCCAACGGUGGCUGGGUGAUGAACGAUGAGGCAGCCACCCACUACGGAGCCAUCAUAGACCAGAUGACACUUGGGUUGCGCUUCCUGGAAAACACGUUUGGCAAAGAUGGGCGCCCCCGUGUGGCCUGGCACAUUGACCCCUUCGGUCACUCUCGGGAGCAGGCCUCGCUGUUUGCACAGAUGGGCUUUGACGGUUUCUUCUUCGGGCGUCUGGAUUAUCAAGAUAAGAGCCUGCGGAAGGAGAAGCAGGAGAUGGAGCAGGUUUGGCGGGCUAGCGCCAGCCUGAAGCCCCCAGCAGCUGACCUCUUUACCAGUGUGCUCCCCAAUAUGUACAACCCACCCGAGAAACUGUGCUGGGACACGCUGUGCGCUGACAAGCCCUUUGUGGAGGACCCGCGCAGCCCCGAGUACAAUGCGAAGGAGUUGGUCGAUUACUUCCUACAGUUGGCCACUGCCCAGGGCCAGUACUACCGCACCAAUCACACCAUAAUGACCAUGGGCUCAGACUUCCAGUAUGAGAAUGCCAACAUGUGGUUCAAGAACCUUGACCGGCUCAUCCAGCUGGUCAACGCCCAGCAGGCCAACGGGAGCCGCGUCCAUGUUCUCUACUCCACUCCCGCCUGUUACCUCCGGGAGCUGAACAAGGCCAACCUCACCUGGUCUGUAAAGCAGGAUGACUUCUUUCCCUACGCCGACGGCCCCUACAAGUUCUGGACUGGCUACUUUUCCAGCCGGCCGGCCCUCAAACGCUACGAGCGCCUCAGCUACAACUUUCUGCAGGUGUGCAACCAGCUGGAGGCACUGGCGGGUCCAGCGGCCAACGUGGGACCCUAUGGCUCAGGAGACAGUGCACCCCUCAAUGAGGCGAUGGCGGUGCUCCAGCAUCACGACGCGGUCAGCGGCACCUCCCGGCAGCACGUGGCCAAUGACUACGCGCGCCAGCUGGCGGCAGGCUGGGGGCCCUGCGAGGUUCUCCUGAGCAAUGCGCUGGCGCGGCUCAGCGGCUCCAAGGAGGACUUCACUUACUGCCGCAACCUCAACAUCAGUGUCUGUCCGCUCAGCCAGACUUCGAAGAGCUUCCAAGUGAUCAUUUAUAACCCCUUGGGGCGGAAAGUGGAUUGGAUGGUGCGGCUGCCAGUCAGCGAACACUUUUUCGACGUGAGGGACCCGAAUGGCACAGUUGUGCCCAGCGACGUGGUGAUAAAUCCUAGUUCAGACAAUUCGGAGCUGCUAUUCUUGGCCUCAGUGCCUGCCCUGGGCUUCAGCGUCUACUCAGUAACCCAGGUGCCUGGCCGAAGCCUCCACGCCCACAACCGCCACCCCAGAUCCCAGAAGUCCUGGUCGCGUGACUUGGCCAUCCAGAAUGAGCACCUCCGGGCUAGGUUUGACCCUGACACGGGACUCUUGGUGGAAUUGGAGAACCUGGACCAGAACCUCCUGCUGCCUGUUCGCCAGGCCUUCUACUGGUACAACGCCAGCGUAGGCAACAGCCUCAGCAGCCAGGCCUCAGGCGCCUACAUCUUCAGACCCGACCGCCAGAAACCGUUGAUCGUGAGCCACUGGGCUCAAACGCGCGUGGUGAAGACCCCCUUGGUGCAGGAGGUGCACCAGAACUUCUCAGCCUGGUGUUCCCAGGUGGUUCGCCUGUACCCAGGCCAGCGGCACCUGGAGCUGGAGUGGACAGUGGGACCAAUACCUGUGGGUGACGGCUGGGGGAAGGAGGUCAUCAGUCGCUUCGACACUGUGCUGGAGACGAAAGGACUCUUCUACACAGACAGCAACGGCCGGGAGAUCCUGGAGAGGAGGCGGGAUUAUCGACCGACCUGGAAGCUGAACCAGACUGAGCCAGUGGCUGGAAACUACUAUCCAGUCAACAGCCGCAUUUACAUCAGGGAUGGCAAGACGCAGCUGACCGUGCUGACUGACCGCUCCCAGGGGGGCAGCAGCCUGAAGGAUGGCUCUGUAGAGCUCAUGGUGCACCGAAGGCUUCUGAAAGACGACGGACGCGGCGUAGGGGAGCCGCUGCUGGAGGGCGGGCUGGGGCUGUGGGUGCGAGGGCGCCAUCUCGUGCUGCUCGACAAGGUUUCGGCCGCUGCCACCAGGCACCGGUUGCAGGCAGAGAAGGAGCUGCUGGCCCCGCAGCUGGUGCUGGCCCCCGGUGGCGGCGCCCCUUACCACCUGGGAGUCGCCCCACUCAAGCAGUUCUCAGGGCUCCGCCGGGAGCUGCCUCCCUCCGUACAUCUGCUCACGCUGGCCCGCUGGGACAGGACAUCGCUGCUGCUGCGCUUGGAACACCAGUUCGCUGUAGGGGAGGGCUCUGGCAACUUGAGCUCCCCGGUGACCGUGGAUUUGAAGGACCUGUUCUCCGCCUUCACCAUCACAGACCUACAGGAGACCACGCUGGCGGCCAACCAGCUCCGGGCUGGGGCCUCCAGGCUCAAGUGGACACCAGCCACAGGCCCCGCGCCCCAGCCCUCUCCCCCUCGGCUGGACCCCGCUGCCAUCACGCUGCAGCCCAUGGAGAUCCGCACCUUCCUGGCCUUGGUGCAGUGGAAGGAGCUCGGCUAGACAGGCUGGGGGCAGGCAAACUCGCGCGCUCUUCCUCCUGCUGCUGCUGCCACUAACAAAAGCCAUUAAAAUGCCACUACCAAGA